CCGCUUGCCCUUUCUGACGGCUUUAGUUCUAACACAGCCAUUGAUAAUGAUUCUUUAUGGCAGUCUCUAUUUUCAGUGAUUAUGCUUCAUAGAGUGUUUCAAACCCGUGCCAGAGGCAAGUCUUAUUUCCAGCGCUUGGUCACGAUUAGUUAUGGCCGUCUUAUCUGAAACAAAAAAACUAGGGCAUCCCCUAAUGAAUCUUCUCAGGCUAAAAGGAGUGCCCAUUCUGCAGCAAUUGCAUUUAGAGGAGAGGUUGCUCAGGACCUCAUUCAACAACUGGUGCAUCAUCAACGAUGGAACAACCGAACCCACCAUUGUCAUGGGUGUUUCCGGGAAACCUGAGGAACUUCUUGAAAUUGAGCCUGUUUUACGAGAUGAUAUUCCUGUCAUUCGGAGGUUCACGGGAGGCGGUACUGUCAUUGUUGAUCAAGGCACAAUAUUCGUGACCUUUAUAUGCAACAAGGAUGCUGUUCCUGGUUUACAGUCAUAUCCUCAGCCUAUCAUGUCAUGGAGCAGCCUAUUAUACAAUAAAGUAUUCAAAGGAAUUGGAGACUUCAAGCUUCGAGAGAACGAUUAUGUGCUUGGCAACCACAAAUUUGGAGGGAAUGCGCAGUCUAUCACCAAAAGUAGGUGGGUACACCACACGUCCUUCUUAUGGGAUUACAAGACCACCAACAUGGAAUAUCUCAAACUGCCCAAACGAGCUCCUGAAUAUCGACAGGCAAGGAGUCACCUGGACUUCAUAUGCCGCAUGAAGGACUAUAUCACAUCAAGGCCUGAUUUUGUUGAGAGAACAAUAGAUGCAGUUGGGAGCCAAUUCGUGCUUACAUCGACUGAGUUGGAAGAAGUUGAGAGCUCUUUAGAUUUGAAAUUUGAACCCUCGAGCAGGCUGCUGACAAGACUGGAAAUUGGACAAAAUGCCAUUUCCGAGUCCUCAAGGCCUGAUGAUAUGGCGUCUCAAUUGUUAUUGUGAUUGGACAACAUUCUUCAAUUGUAUUGAUAGUUAUUCAGACAUUGAGAUUUUGUGGAAUCACAUUUUUAUCUUAAUUUUAACUCUGCAUCUCUUCCUCAUUUUUGUCACUAAAAUAGUGAUAUGGAAUACCUAACAAUUUUAUGGAAGAUUUGCAAUUAUAUGAUAAAAUUAUAUAAUCCUCAAGUGAUUGUAUUUGUUUACCUUUGU
This is a messenger RNA of Striga asiatica, 1180 nucleotides long. Lineage: Eukaryota; Viridiplantae; Streptophyta; Magnoliopsida; Lamiales; Orobanchaceae. The record is from the annotation of a GenBank genome assembly.